CAUCAUCACUGUUCACCUUCACCUACCCGCUCUUUAGCUUACGUGUCCCUUCCUUGCCAGUCAUUUCUGAGAUUCCUUCCCCCCGUCCUAUUCUACUUGUCUCCCUUUGUAUUUAUAUGCACCACUGCUUCUCUCUUCCCCACUUCUCUCUCUCUCUCUCUCUCUCUCUCUCUCUCUCAAAACUCGAGCAGAAACACAAGAAUAAUGGGUAGUCUUGAAGAGGAGAGAACAACUGUGGGAUGGGCUGCAAGAGACUCUUCUGGGAUUCUCUCACCUUACACCUAUUCUCUUAGAAGCACAGGUCCAGAAGAUGUUUAUAUCAAAGUCCUCAACUGUGGAAUUUGCCAUUCUGAUCUUCACCAGAUCAAAAAUGAACUUGGGCAAUCAAACUAUCCCAUGGUUGCUGGGCACGAAGUGGUUGGUGAGGUUUUGGAGGUGGGAUCAGAUGUGACCAAGUUCAAAGUAGGAGAUUUGGUCGGAGUCGGACUCCUUGUAGGUUGCUGCAGAAACUGCAGCCCAUGCAAGACAGAGAAUGAGCAAUACUGCAACAAGAAGAUCUGGUCUUACAAUGACACCUACUCUGAUGGCAAACCCACCCAAGGUGGCUUUGCCAAAGCCUUGGUUGCCGACCAAAAGUUUGUGGUGAAGGUACCGGAGGGGAUGGAGCCGGAGCAGGUGGCCCCGCUACUUUGUGCCGGGGUGACAAUUUACAGCCCACUGAGGCACUUUGGUCUGGAUGUGAGUGGAUUAAGGGGAGGGAUAUUGGGACUUGGAGGUGUUGGACACAUGGGGGUGAAGAUAGCAAAGGCUAUGGGACACCAUAUCACCGUGAUAAGCUCUUCUGAUAAGAAGAAAAAAGAGGCCUUGGAGCAUAUUGGUGCUGAUGAGUACUUGGUGAGCUCUGAUGCCACCCAAAUGCAAGAGGCUAUGGACUCACUGGAUUACAUUAUUGACACCAUUCCAGUGUUCCACCCUCUUGAGCCUUACCUCUCUUUGUUGAAGCUUGAUGGGAAGUUGAUCUUGAUGGGUGUUAUCAACACCCCAUUGCAAUUUGUCUCUCCAUUGGUCAUGCUUGGGAGGAAGACGAUCACCGGGAGCUUUGUGGGGAGCAUGAAGGAGAUGGAGGAGAUGCUCGAGUUCUGCAAAGAGAAAGAGCUGAAAUCGAUGAUUGAAGUGGUGAAGAUGGACUACAUCAACGAAGCUUUCGAAAGGUUGGAGAAGAACGACGUUAGGUACAGGUUCGUUGUGGAUGUUGCCGGCAGCAAUCUUGAUCAAUAAGAAAGAAAGAAGGCAUCAUCGAGUGUUGUCCUAUUUUUAUCGAGUACUCUGUCUCAUCUUAUCUUAAACAAUACAAAUAAACAAAGGAAAAAACGAAAACGGUGGCCUCAUGUAAUUAGACGUUGGUUUUGUUUUCAACUCUUUGGUUUUGUUUUCAACUCUUGGAUUGAAUGAAUGAUCCUGCAUUAUUGUUGUGGUGAUGGAGACAUUGUUAUUUGGUGUGUGGUCGACACUGAAAGGUACCAAACUUGGGUUUAAGAAUUGCGUCUUGUCACAACAACAAUAUUGUUCAAUCGAAAAAUGGAAAAAGAAAG
Fragaria vesca subsp. vesca is the source of this 1592-nucleotide messenger RNA. Its product is annotated as probable cinnamyl alcohol dehydrogenase-like. Gene Ontology annotation, biological process: lignin biosynthetic process. The record is from RefSeq and is a predicted model, not a curated record. The transcript has 5 exons. NCBI's taxonomy places the organism in Eukaryota, Viridiplantae, Streptophyta, Magnoliopsida, Rosales, Rosaceae. Bases 205 to 1278 code for a protein of 357 amino acids. Gene Ontology annotation, molecular function: zinc ion binding; cinnamyl-alcohol dehydrogenase activity.